UCAGCAGAAAAGAUCUGGUAUUCAGACAGUCCCAUUAAGCAAACACUGAGAAGGUCAAUAGUGAUUUCUAGAUUUUAGAGACCACCAUUACUUUUAGCCCCGUAACGUACCAUCUGAGUAAGGCGUUGAAAGCAUUUUGGGGCCACACCCAAAUCUAACGCACGUAGGUACAGCUGGAACAAAUGGGUCAAUACUCAACGCCUUGCCCCUAAUCAAUGCGAUUCCCUUUCUCAUUUGCCGAGUUAGGCCCAGGAAAUAAGCCAGAUCUUGGUCAAAGGUCCGCCCGCUAUGAGCAAAUAGUCAACGCUUUCCAUGGUACGUAGCUUGUCGUGACUGUGCCUCGUGUGCGCUUGUGCUAAUAGCCACUGUAACUCCCUUUAGCUAGACCCGGAGUGACAAAGGUUAAAAGUUCCCCAGCUCCAUGACGUUCUACCUUAUUGCAGAGUGGCAAGUCUCCAGAACUUGCACUCGCGCAACAAAACUCAUUGAUGUGGCGGAUCAUGUUUGCCAUAUCCAACCGUACCGUUGAUGCCACAAAAGCUUAUUUGAGGAUCAUAGAUAUUCUUCCACCUGUGCUUACGGCAAACCGUCCUUUGUGCUCUUUUGGCUCUGAAACUUCAGGAGCAAAUUGGCUGCUCUUGAGCGCAGGCAAAGUCCCACUCAGAUCACGACAUACGCCCAGCUCUCGUUGAAACAGAAUCCCAAAGUGGAAGUAAGCCCCAUUGUCCUGUCGUUU
This is a messenger RNA of Pyricularia oryzae 70-15, 736 nucleotides long. RefSeq lists its product as uncharacterized. Bases 501 to 692 code for a protein of 63 amino acids. Lineage: Eukaryota; Fungi; Ascomycota; Sordariomycetes; Magnaporthales; Pyriculariaceae. The transcript has 2 exons. The record is from RefSeq and is a predicted model, not a curated record.